Cajanus cajan (pigeon pea) is the source of this 1663-nucleotide messenger RNA. RefSeq lists its product as uncharacterized. Lineage: Eukaryota; Viridiplantae; Streptophyta; Magnoliopsida; Fabales; Fabaceae. The record is from RefSeq and is a predicted model, not a curated record.
CUCAUCUCAUCUAAUCUAAGUGUUCGUGUUUUUCUUUUCCCCCCUUUGGUGCGUAACGGCGUUAUUUGCCGUCGUUUCGCUAUAAAUAAAGCCUCCAAGUUCCUCUAUCACAUUACAUUCAUUUUCUCUCUCUCUUUCCUCUGAGUUGAGCGACAAGAACCCCUCCCACCCUUUUAUUAAUGGUUGCGUGAAGCAGAAGUUUGGAAUAAUAGUCGUUCUGUUCUCUCUAGCUGGCUACUACCUUGUUGGAGAUUUGGUAAUUAUUGCAAACGCAUUAGCCUUGUUUCUCGAAAUGGGGAAGAAAACAGAGCUCAGAGAUCACAAGGAGACACCCAAAGUUGAAGCUGUUCUUGAGCUCCUCAGAAAACAAACCCCUCUCACUGUCAAACAGGAGAAGUUUUGCAACUAUGCUUGUGUGAGACGGUUUCUGAAAGCAAAAGGGGAUAGUGUGAAAAAAGCUGCCAAGCAACUCAAGGCUUGUCUUGCUUGGAGAGAGAGUGUUAUCACUGACCAUUUGAUAGCAGAUGACUUCUCAGCUGAACUAGCUGAUGGGUUGGCCUAUGUGGCUGGUCAUGACGACGAAUCCAGACCUGUUGUGAUUUUUCGUUUGAAGCAAGACUAUCAAAAGUUGCAUUCCCAGAAGAUGUUCACUCGUUUGCUGGCCUUUACACUGGAGGUGGCCAUCUCGACCAUGCCAAAAAACGUAGAACAAUUUGUGAUUCUUUUCGACGCAAGCUUUUACAGAUCCGCAUCUGCUUUCAUGAACUUGUUGCUACCAGCACUGAAAAUUGUGGCGGAGUACUACCCAGGAAGGCUAUGCAAAGCGUUUGUCAUAGACACUCCCUCGCUUUUCGCUUACUUGUGGAAGGGUGUUCGUCCGUUCGUGGAAUUAUCAGCGUGGACGACGGUGGUAUCCUCGUUGGAUUUCGAAGAAUCGUUGGAUUUCAACGACUUCGCGGCGUACCCGCGAGCCUCGUCCCUCCGAUUCGAUACCUCGAGCGUUAAAUCAACGGCGAAGAUUGGGUCGUGCUCGUCGUCGCGGUUCUCCUUCACCGUAUCUCAGCACCUGGACUCGUUGAAGCCCUGGUACCUGAGCCUGACCGACACGUCAGCAUCGAAAGUGGGACCCACGAGUGCCUCCCCCGCACUAAUCUCGCCGCUGAACGCGCGGUCACUCUCGUUCGCGUCGCCAUGCGCGAGGACCCCCCGUGGCCGUGGCCCCCCGGCCUCCAGGAAGGGCCUCUUUCCCUCGCCCCCGCUGCCGCAGCGCGUGACGGCGCCACCGCGGACCUCCUUCCUGCAGUCGCCGGCGACGUUCUUCCGGCGAGAGAGCCAGGUGAGCAGCAGGGGAGAGAGGUGCCGGGAAUCGUUCUUGGCGUACGUGAAGUUCUACCGAAGACCGUACGACGAAAUGGUUUAUAGGUCAAAGAUGAGGCCCCCACUGGGUGGCCUCAUCUCCAUUGUUUCCCCUCACAUCAGAAGACGCCACGUUUCUGUUUCUCAGCGUUUCUAAUAUUCUAAAAUUCCACUACACCGCAAUCAACGCCUCCCAUUACCACUGCCAUUUUUUUCCUUCUUGUUUUUACCCCCUCAGUACAUAGUAUUAAAUGUAUUAUUAUUAUUAUUAUUAUUAUCAAGUACUACUAGACAUCCAUUCGUUUUU